AUGGAUCUUGCCACAGGGGCAACGAAUACUCUCCUCCCCAAGCUUGUGGAACUGGUGAUUGGUGAAUACAAGCUGCAGAAGGGUGUCAAGGAAGAAAUCAAGGAACUCGAGCAAGAGCUGACAAGCAUGACCGCAGCCCUCUGCAAGGUGGCUGAGCAACCGCCAGACCAGCUUGAAGAGCAGGUCAAGGACUGGGCCAGCGACGUGAGGGAGCUUUCCUAUGACAUCGAAGAUAAAGUUGAUACCUUCAUGUUGUGCGGCAAGGAGCAAGGGCAUACCAACCCGUUCAGCCUUAACGAGGGGCUCAUUGGUAAGGCCAACGAUCUGUACAAGAAGGCCAAGACUAACCAUCAGAUCCACGAUGUUGUCAAGGACAUCAUAGAAAAGGUCAAGAAAGUCGCUGAGCGUUGUGAUAGGUACAAGGUUGACAACAUUGCUGCGAGUCCAGCUAUGGUGCCUGUUGAUCCUCUCCUAGAAGGAUUGGGGAAGACUACUCUUGCCAAUUCAUUGCUUCAAGAAUUUAAAGAAAAUUUUGAUUGCCAUAUUUUUGUCUUGAUUUCCCUUAAUCCUGAUAUAAUGAUGAUUUUCAAGAACAUCCUGCUUCAACUUAACGACAAAAAGUGUGUCAACAAAGAUGAACCAUGGGAAAUGAAGCAGCUCAUCGACAGAAUUAUAGAGCUCCUCAAGGAUAGAAGGUACAAUAUUAAUUAUACCUACUCUUCAUCAUCAUUCGUUAAUAUUUCUUUUCCUUUCUGA
Miscanthus lutarioriparius is the source of this 756-nucleotide messenger RNA. NCBI's taxonomy places the organism in Eukaryota, Viridiplantae, Streptophyta, Magnoliopsida, Poales, Poaceae. The record is from the annotation of a GenBank genome assembly.